Molecule: messenger RNA, 2943 nt
Organism: Entamoeba invadens IP1
Lineage: Eukaryota; Evosea; Mastigamoebida; Endamoebidae
Exons: 3
Coding region: 1-2943 (980 amino acids)
Source: RefSeq, a predicted model, not a curated record
AUGGUUAAACUUGAGCAAUUUUUCCUCUCUAAUGUGGCGCUUUACAUCAACGCAUUGGACAGUCUUUAUAAUUUUGUGGAAAUCAACCACAAGUGUAAAAACAGUUUGCAAACACUCCACAUAAAUCCAUAUGUGAAAUUUGACGGCUAUCCACUUUUAAAUCGGUCUGUUUAUUUCUCGCAAUUUCAAAAACAAUUCAAAUUCUAUUUUGAAUUUAUUCCAAACAUUGAGACUGUUCAAUGCUCACAUUCGAUGCUAGGUGCAAGACUUAAAGACUGUGGCGUUAUAGACAAGGUUAAAAAGAUCCGAGUCGUAGACGAUGCUUUUAAUAAAUUCCAUUUGAAAACUUCAAAUGAUAUAUACACAAACAAAAGAGUUUGGAGCAAAAUUGAGUGUGUUGAUUUGACUAAAUUUUCAGGUGUUGUGUAUCAAGAUAAAUCAACAUUAAAGAGUCUUGUCACAGUGAGGUGCACAACACUCCGCCCAGAAAUACUUUCCAAAAAUGCAAACUUUUUGUUUUCUCCUCAAAUCCACAAAAUUGUAUUUUACGACGUCGUUUUUAUUAACUUUUUUGAUGACUUGAAACGUUAUGUCGAUUUGCGAGUGUCACUUGGUGGAAAUCCAAGUGACAUUUGUUUAAUCAUUCCCAACUCAAUAUUCCGAAUUACGAUGAACACUCAAUUUUUGGAGAAAAUUGAAUACUUCAGAAAUCUUGGUGUUGUCAUCUGUGACUUGGGAGAAAACUGUGAUGAGAUAUUUAGUGUUCUCGACGAGAAAAUCAAAAAGCGGGUGUUUAUUUAUGGAAAAUAUAUUAGCGAAUAUCAUAGGUUUGAUCAAUUCAAUUAUUGGGAGGACGAUCUUGAUGUUAAAUCUGAUAAAGAAAUGUGUUUAAACUUUUUAAAGGAAGAAAAACAAGAAAACAACUUUUUUGAAGACUUCAAAAAACGAAAUUUAGAAAUGGUGGAAAGGUGUGCGAGUAAAACAACAUAUUUAAAAUCAAACCUGUCUGGACUUAUGUUUGCCAAUUACGUUCUUCAUAAAAAUGUCAGAGAAAUCUUCUUUCCACAGCGUGGAAUGGAACAAAUGGUUUUAAAAGGAGUUGCUAAUGUUAAAUUAGACGAAUUUUCAUGUAACAGAUUUGAGUUGAAUAAGUGUAUGGAUGUUGACAUCUACCUCAAAAAUACAAAUUUUGUGCGAAUAGAUUGGGGGUGUAAUAUUAAAAUACAAUUAAAAAGCAAAUGUGAUUACUUUUUAGUUCAACAUGUUGAUGGAUUGAGCAUUAAACAAGAUGGAGACUUUCCUUUGUUGUUGACUCAAUUUUUUGAAUGUGAAAAUGUUAAACUUUUAAAUAUAACUUCCCAUCAAUUUAUAUGUGAAAAGUGCAAGAAUUUGAAUUUCAAAAAUAAUUGUUUUGAAGUUGCAUAUUUCGUGUUUUGUUGCAACUUAAAUUUGAGUUUACAACAAGACGUUUCGACUCGUAACAAAUUCAAAUUAAAAUUACACCCAAAAGUCGUGUUUUUGAAACUUGAAAGGAGUUGUGUUGAUGGUCUUCAAAAUGGUACAAAGACAAAGAUAACAAACAGUGAUUUCUCACAAUUUAACAACACUUUUAUCCAAACACACAAAGAGCUUUUAUCUCAUUUCUACUCAGCCGUGUUUGUUGGCAAAAACAUAAUUAAAGGGACAGUGAAUGACCCACAAAAACUUGCAAACCUACCCAAAUCACUUCCUUUUGUUUUAAAAAUCGACUCAUUCAAAAAAGGAGUUUUUGAGUUUGGAGAAACCAAGAAAGUAAUUUUGAAAGUCCCCAGUGGCAGUACUUUUGUGUGUGAAAAUGUAGAAAUUGUAGUAUGGGAAAAACCAACAGAUAAGCCAAUAAGAGAUAUUUCAACUACAUUUAUAGAAAAUAUAAAAACUUUGGAUAUUCACAAAAUUGAUAAAAAGAUAAAAAGUUGUCAUAAAUAUGAAGAGCCGGAAGAUGAGACAAAACCCAAACAUUGUAAAUUUUGCACUACUGAUGACUAUUGUUGGUUAAAUGUUGUUGAUGAUAGUAGCGAAGAAAAAAGUCUAUUAAAAAACACAAAAAUUAAUUUUGAUAAAUUGCCAUCUAAAGGUAUUACAAUUAUUGGUAAAGUCGCUCAUCGUGUUGCACUUUUUAAAAAUUACACAAAGCCGUCUUUUAAAAUUGAAAAAGGAAAUUUUGACACCACAAUUGUUGUUUGUGACUUGGACAACAUGAAGUCCAACGACUUUAGUAAUAUACAAACUGAAGAAGUCAUUUUGAGGAAGAGCAAAAAUAAUGUUAUGUUGAAGUUCUUUGACGUCGAUUUAGAAUCUCGUGUAUAUUGUCCUUAUAACCCAAACUAUAAAAUGCCAAGGCCUGGAUUUUACACGAAUUACCCACAAACUAAAUUUAUGCGACUCCCUAACCCACCAUUCUAUGCUAAGAAAUAUGACUUUUCAGAAGUGAAAUUAAGCAAAGUCACAAAAAGACUCAAAAGUGGCGAUUUGAAAAUUGAAAAAGUUAACCGCCUCAGAGAAAUUGCAACAGACGGUCAACGAACUAUUUCUGGAAAUUACAUGGUUGGUAGAAAUUGUUCAAACGUAAGUUGGGCGCUUUGCUCUAAAAUUGUGUGUUUGAAAACUGUGGAAAAAUUGGUUGUCAUUAAUUGCAACAAUCUCACAAAAGUUGUUCUUUCACCAAACACAAAAUAUGUUCACCUUCAAAAUUGCCAAAAUCUCGUUGAAAUUGAAGGAGCAACUCAAAAAACCAAAAUUGGCGAGAAACCGGCAACCAUUUUCUUUUUCUUCUUUGAAAAGCUGAUGAAUGAAAAAAAAGUUCAGUCUAUGUUUUGGCGGUAUUUAAGAAUGUUUUUGUAUUUAAAAUACAAUAUAAAAACAAUAGUCAGCAAAAAAACACAUAUAUUUCUUUUGUGUUUUUAA